AUGCUAGAUAUGACAGAGGCAUUCAAAUUCAGGCUGCUUCAAUCCACUCAUUAUGCUCAAGCUAACGGGCAGGCAGAAUCAAGCAACAAGGCAUAUAGAACUUCAAAGAGAGAAGCAACUGGCAUGACCCCUUACGCUUUGACAUAUGGCCAUGAUGCAAUUCUGCCUAUGGAGAUAGCUGUUCAGUCCCUCAGAAUUGCUCACCAACAUAAUCUGGUAGGAGAAAACUACUCUUAA
Messenger RNA from Prunus armeniaca (apricot), 237 nucleotides. The record is from the annotation of a GenBank genome assembly. NCBI's taxonomy places the organism in Eukaryota, Viridiplantae, Streptophyta, Magnoliopsida, Rosales, Rosaceae.